ACCAAGAAUGAGGGAUCGAUACAUCGCCGGUGUUAAAUGCUGCGAGUAACGCGCUUCAAGUUACCGAGCUUCUCCGCACAGCGAAUGAGACGCGACCCCAAUCUACGAAGAGCGCCCGCCGUUAGUGUAGGCGUCGGCAGGCCAAUCCGAGACGUAAGAGAAGCAUGCCACAUCCCGAAGAGCAUCGUGUGUUUUUCGUCAUCGUUUCAUACGAGGAAUAUGCACUGUGACCUUCUAGAUUCACUAUUACUAUCGUUUUCAAACACACAUAAAUCCUAGUGUAUUGCCUUACGUAUACCCGAAAGGCUUGACGAAGAUAAUUCGGACUCUCCACUUCGAUUUUUAGUCGGCUCUAGCAAUGGCACAAGAUACGAUGCGCGCAGUGGUUCUGAAGGGCGUCAGGGAUGUCGCUGUUGAGGAGAGGCCGAUCCCGACUAUCCAGGACCCCAGGGACAUCAUCAUCAAGGUGCGCUAUACUGCGCUGUGCGGAAGUGAACUGCAUGUAUUCAGGGGCCAUCAAGCAUCUGCGACCGGCUUCAUCAUGGGCCACGAGUUCACCGGAACCGUCCACCAGAUCGGGUCAGAAGUCACGUCUGUGCAGCCCGGCGACUCCGUCGUCUGCCCGUUUACAGUGAGCUGCGGCGAGUGCUUCUACUGCAAGCGCGGCUUCUCUUCGCGCUGCGAGAAAUGCCUGCUCUUCGGGUGUCCCUUGCUCGACGGCGGUCAGGCAGAGUAUGUGCGGGUACCGCUCGCCGACUCCACCGUAGUCAAGGCCCCUGCCGGCAUCGAAGAGCUUAAGCUUUGCCUCAUGGCCGACAUUCUGCCCACGGGGUACUUCGCGGCGUCGAAUGCGCUGGGGCAGCUCAGAGCUGAGGAUGUGGCGGAUAGUGUGGUGGUAUUGAUCGGCUGCGGCCCUGUUGGACUCUGCGCUCUCGUCGCCGCGUUGGAAUACGCGCCUAAGGCUAUCUUGGCCGUCGAUGGGGUCCCCUCCCGCUUGGACAGGGCUAAGAGUAUCGGGGCUGAGCCGUGGAAUUACCUGGAAAACGGAGAUGGGCUUGCUGCGCGCGUGAAGGAGCUGACGGGUGGGCGCGGAGCCGAUGUCGUGAUCGAAGUCGUCGGACACAGCUCAGCGCUGGAGUCGGCUUUUCAACUUCUGCGCCCUUGGGGCACGAUUUCGAGCGUGGGUGUACAUAAUGGCGUCAUCCCUUGGAGUGGCAAUCAAGCAUAUGGGAAGAAUCUUAAGAUUCAGAUGGGACGAUGCCCAGUCCGAAGCAUCUUCCCACAAGCUCUUCGACUACUUGAAAAGAAGCAGCAUGUAUUCGAUUUCAUGACCGAAACAGUCAUGCCGCUCAGUCAAGCGGUCGAGGGCUACGAGAUUUUUGACUCUAUGAAGGUACAGAAGGUGAUUUUUGAUGCUGAGAAGUAGUUGGAACUUUGGGUGGCAAGUUGGAAGGUGCGCACUAUACUCUCAUAGGUGUUAAUCACAUUUCGGUACAAACAAGGGAAAAUUAAAAAAAAAAAAAAAAAAAAAAA
Messenger RNA from Xylaria bambusicola, 1533 nucleotides. RefSeq names its product GroES-like protein. NCBI's taxonomy places the organism in Eukaryota, Fungi, Ascomycota, Sordariomycetes, Xylariales, Xylariaceae. Gene Ontology annotation, molecular function: zinc ion binding; oxidoreductase activity. The transcript is spliced from 5 exons. The coding region runs from base 359 to 1426 and encodes 355 amino acids. The record is from RefSeq and is a predicted model, not a curated record.